Conger conger (European conger) is the source of this 2284-nucleotide messenger RNA. It is a transcript of the gene dusp8a, whose product is annotated as dual specificity phosphatase 8a. The transcript is spliced from 7 exons. Lineage: Eukaryota; Metazoa; Chordata; Actinopteri; Anguilliformes; Congridae. The record is from RefSeq and is a predicted model, not a curated record. Gene Ontology annotation, biological process: negative regulation of MAPK cascade; protein dephosphorylation. Gene Ontology annotation, cellular component: cytoplasm. Gene Ontology annotation, molecular function: protein tyrosine/threonine phosphatase activity; MAP kinase tyrosine/serine/threonine phosphatase activity. The coding region runs from base 231 to 2204 and encodes 657 amino acids.
CGAUAUUACCAGUCUCUGAUUCUAUGAGGAAUUAUGCCGACCAUACAUUAUUUACCUACGUUCCCCGGCGAGUUUUAUCCAGUUACUACGGCCCAUCUGAUUUCUAUCAUCUAGGGAAGCGAACAUGGACAUCCUGAGCCCCCAGCCCUGAGUGGAGCCCCCCUCCCUCCCUCGUGCCGCCUCCUCCCGCCCCACCUCCCGCCCCCCCUCGCCCCCCCGCCCCCCCCCUCAUGGCCGGGGAGAAGGGCUGGCGCAGCGGCGCCAUGGAAACGAGGCGCCUGGCGGGGCUCCUGCAGCGUGGGGCGGGCCGGACGCUGGUGAUUGACAGCCGCACCUUCUCCGAGUACAACGCCUCGCACGUGCUCAGCUCGCUCAACGUCUGCUGCUCCAAGCUGGUGAAGAGGCGGCUGCAGCAGGACAAGGUGUCCGUCACCGAGCUGCUCCAACCCAACGGCAAGGUCAAGGUGGACCUGGGCAGGAAACAGGAAGUGGUGGUGUACGACCAGAGCACCAAGGACGCCAGCUCCCUGUCCAAGGACAGCUUCGUCUACAUCCUCCUGGGAAAGCUGGAGAGCAGCUUCCAGAGGGUCUCCCUCCUCACUGGGGGCUUUGCAGCGUUCUCCUCCUGUUUCCCGGGCCUGUGCGAGGGUAAGCCCGCCGCCAUCCUUCCCAUGAGCCUCUCCCAGCCGUGCCUGCCGGUGGCCAACGUGGGCCCCACCCGCAUCCUCCCGCACCUGUACCUGGGCUCACAGAAGGACGUGCUGAACAAGGACCUGAUGGCACAGAACGGCAUCACCUACGUCCUGAACGCCAGCAACACCUGCCCCAAGCCCGACUUCAUCAGCGAGAGCCACUUCAUGCGCAUCCCCGUCAACGACAACUACUGCGAGAAGCUGCUGCCCUGGCUGGACAAGACCAACGACUUCAUCGACAAGGCCAAGGUGUCGAACUGCCGCGUCAUCGUCCACUGUCUGGCGGGAAUCUCCCGCUCGGCGACGAUCGCCAUCGCUUACAUCAUGAAGACAAUGGGCCUGUCGUCGGACGACGCCUACAGGUUUGUGAAGGAUCGCAGGCCCUCCAUCUCGCCCAACUUUAACUUCCUGGGGCAGCUGCUGGAGUUUGAGAAGGACCUGCGUCUGCUCUCGGCCCUGUCCUCGGGCCCCACGAGGGCCGCUCUGGAGCGGGAGGACCUGGACCUGGACCCCGAGACCCCGGGGCAGGAGGGGGGUCUGAAGAACGGGCUCCCCGGUCUGGGGGUGCAGUCGGAGGCCCUGGGGGGCGAGUCUAAGCUGGCCUCCCCCUCCUCGCUCCAGCAGGGCUUCAACGGGCUCCACCUGUCGGCCGAGCGCAUCCUGGACACCAACCGGCUCAAGCGCUCCUUCUCCCUGGACAUCAAAUCGGCCUACUGCCCCCAGGCCACGCCCACCCUGGCGCUCACCCCCGUGGACCCGGAGGACGUGCCCAAACUGUGCAAGCUGGGCAGCCCCGAGAGUGCCAACGGGGUGUGCCAGUUCUCCAGCACGUCGCCGGACAGCCCCGGCUCGGCCGCGGAGUCCCCGGUGGGAGAGCUCUCCCGGGUCAGGCAGCGGCGCAGGGGGAAGGCCGUGGGCAGCGCGGGGAGCUCCCCGGCCCACUCCCUCAGCCUGAACCUGGGCCGGGCCGGGGGCGGGGGCGGGGGCGCGGGAGCCCCAAAGGCCGCCGGCCCGGACGAGAACCUGAAAUCCUCCCUGCUGCUGAGCCUCCCCGGCGCGGGCGGAGCCUGGACCAAGCACCGCGACACGGCGGCGGCCACCACCCCCGACACGCCCACGGGGGAGAGCCCCUGGCUGUUCGGCGGGGAGCCCCCGGGGGGCGCGGGCGGGGGCGCGGGGGGCGCGGUGCGCUUCGGGAGCAGCUCGGCGUACGUGGCGUUCAGCUGCAGCGGGCUGGCGGGGGCCUGCGAGGCCGUCAGGCUGCGGGACAAACCCCGGGAGCGGCCCGAGUCCCGCGGCAGCUGGCACGAGGACGCGCCCGGGAACGCCGCCGGGAACGCCGGGAACGCCGCCGCCGCCGGCUCGGCCGCCGGGGACAAGCAGUUCAAACGGCGCAGCUGCCAGAUGGAGUUCGAGGACGGCAUCUCCGACACGCGCUCCCGGGAGGAACUGGGGAAAAUCGGGAAGCAGUCGAGCUUCUCCGGGAGCAUGGAGAUCAUAGAGGUGUCCUGACCCCACCUCUCCGCCUCUGGAGACUGCAUCACACGGAUUUUGGGGGGACAGGACCUGGCAGGAAAGACAAAAGGGAUAAG